Paramecium sonneborni is the source of this 1009-nucleotide messenger RNA. Lineage: Eukaryota; Ciliophora; Oligohymenophorea; Peniculida; Parameciidae. The record is from the annotation of a GenBank genome assembly.
AUGAGAGUUUAUGAAAAAUCUAAUGCAUUUAUUUCAUUAACUCAAUCAGAUAAACGAUUUUUUUAAAAAGGCCAUUAUUAUUCAUUAGCUAGAUUGAUUGUUGGACAAUUAGACAAUAAUACAAAAGAAGUAUUAUAUUAUUCAGGCUCAGCUUUUGAUAAUUAAAGAGAUAUUGUAGUUGAAAAAGAAUUUGAACCUGGCUAUUAUGCAUUGUUUGUUGAAGUAGAUUGGGAAUAGAAUUAUGAUCGAUAUUUAGCUAUUUUCUGUUAUGGUUCUAAAUCAGUUUAAUUUUCUGAAUUAUAAUUUCCAGCUGGUCAGGAAAAAUAGACGAUAAAUAAAAUUUUUGAUGGAUUUUUAAGAGCGCACGAGAGAGAUACAGAUGAAGAAAAGGUUAAGGAUAUUGAAACUGGUAUACGAAGAAUUUCUGGUUUUGUUGCAGAUUAUCUUUAUUAUUGGUAUCAAAAUACAACAACCAAAAAAACCUUAAAGGAAGAUCUUAAUUUAGAUAAAAUAUAAAAUUUAGAAAUAUGCUCUCCUUAUUCAAAUCCACAAAAAGUUGAAAUUGAGUGUAAGUCUCUCUCUACUGUUAUGGUUAAAUUCAGAGUAACUAAAAAGGGUGGAGGUUCUUUUGGAUAUACUCUAAAAUGUCAAACUCAGGUUUUUGAGGCCAAAACCGAAUAAUAAACUCUUAAAGAACCAGAUUAAAAAGCUUAAAGAAAUAUAUAAGGAAAUGUAUAAAAUAUUUUAAAUUAUUAAGAAUAUACAAGUUUACUUUUAUCUUGCAAAGUUUCCUGCAGGAAUUGCUCUCUUUUAUGAAAAUAAAGAAUCUAAAACAUAUUAAGAAAGAAUUUAAUUUGAAGUCACUAACUUGAAAGGAGUUGGAAUAGAUAUUUCUAAGGAAGUAGUUUUAGAAAUACCUUCUGGACAAUCAAAAUUAAUUUAAUUGCGAUCAAUUGAUCCAACAAAAGGAUAUUCAUACAAUCAAAUGAUCACUUUUAUGUUAAAAUGA